Ictalurus punctatus (channel catfish) is the source of this 8245-nucleotide messenger RNA. RefSeq names its product TBC1 domain family member 10A. Bases 5975 to 6781 code for a protein of 268 amino acids. The transcript has 8 exons. The record is from RefSeq and is a predicted model, not a curated record. Lineage: Eukaryota; Metazoa; Chordata; Actinopteri; Siluriformes; Ictaluridae.
UAUCUGUUUACAUACAGAAUUAGCUGUCUCUCUCAGAUGAUAUGUAAGGGGUAAUCCACGGCUAGAUGUGCAUUAAACGAUUUUAAUGCAUGAUGUGGAGGAAAAGAACCACUCGUUCAAAUCGUUUAAUGCACACCUAGCCAUGGAUUACCCCGCCUAUACCAUGGUCUUUCCACAAUUAAUAACGUUAAAGCUGUCAUUGGUUUAGAAGUGCAAACUUUGAUUAGAAGUUUAAAAUAAACUUUGGGAGGUCCCACUUCGGCUCUAAUUGGCUAUUUAUAUUUCUCUGGUUUACUUUAUUUAAAUGGUUAGUAGUCAUAUGGAUCCCAGCAUAGCUGGGACAGGCACGCCUUUAAGAUUUAUUAGUUGGAACGUCAGAGGUAUGGGUAAUCCUGUCAAGACAUCUAAGGAUUUUAUACAUUUGAAACAUUUAAACUUCAAUAUAGUAUUUUUACAGGAGACGCACCUACGUCUUAAAGUAUUAAAGAUCAUCAAAGGUUACUCUGCCCUUGGGUGAGUCAAGUCUUCCACUCGAACUUUAAUUCGAAAGCAAGAGGGGUCGCUAUUUUAAUUGACAAAAGGUCACAGUUUUCCUCCACUAACGUUGUUGCUGAUGUGAACGGUAGAUAUAUUAUAGUUGCUGGUACUCUGAUGCAAAGACAGGUGUUGUUGGUAAAUGUACACGCUCCAAACUUUGAUGAUGUGGAAUUUGCUAAUAGAUUGUUGAGCAAUCUCCCUUUUUAAAUACUCACCUGUAGAUUUUCGGGGGAGAUUUAAACUGUGUAAUUCACCAAAACUUUGAUCGGUCUAAUCCCCGUACUCUGAAUCAAUCUGCUAUGUCUAAAACAUUUUCAGAUUUUAUGGGUCAGAACGGUCUCGUUGAUCCCUGGAGAUCCCGUAACUCUGCUCUUAAAAAGUUUUCUUUCUUCUCCCAGGUGCUAUCCUAUUGAAAUCCUAUUCGAGGAUUGAUUAUUUUUUAUAGACAGCACUCUUGAUUCUUGUGUAGUUUCUUCUGACUAUUUGGGUAUUGUAAUUUCUGACCAUGCGAUCAUGAAUUAGAUAUUCAUCUUUCUAUUUAUAAACGUAGCCCACCGCCUUGGAGAUUUAAUUCUCUUCUUUUAGCAGACAGUGAAUUCUGUGAGUUCAUUUCUACUUCUAUGGAUGACUUUCUUUUCUUCAGUCAGAAUGACUCCACCUCUUAUUCAUUGUUAUGGGAGACACUUAAAUCCUAUAUCAGAGGGCAGAUUAUUUCUUACUCCACUCUCUGUAAUUAAAAGCGCACUGCUAGGGUUAAUGAACUUACAUCUGCGAUCAGUAGUCUCGAUCAAAGAUGUGCGUUGAACCCCUCUCCAGAACUUCUUAAACAGCGAAUCGACUUGCAGGCAGAAUUCAAUCUUAUUUCGACUAAAGAGGCGGAACGCUUGUUGUUACGUACUCCUGGUUCAUAUUAUGAACAUGGCGAUGAGCCGAGUCGUUUACUGGCACGUCAGCUACGGCGACAGGCCGCUUCCCGUCUCAUACCUAGUGUUAAAAACACUCAUAAUAUCGUCACUACAGAGCCCAUGGAAAUUAAUGCUACUUUUAAAUGGUUUUACUCUUCACCUUAUAAAUCUGAAUUUCCUGCAGACGAUACUAAAGUGAAUGCAUUUCUUCAAGACCUUUGUAACCCUGUUAGUGAUUCGAAUACUGCCAUGCAACUGGACUCCCCACUCUCUUCAAGAAAUUUGAAUUCAGUUAAAACUAUGCAAUCUAACAAAGCUCCUGGCCCGGACGGGUUUCCAGUUGAAUUUUUUAAAAUGUUUAUUGGAAAAUUAGCUCCAUUGCUUUUAUCUGUGUUCAACGAAUCCUUGGAAUGUGUCUUUGCCUCUGACUCUGACACAAGCCACGAUAGCUCUGCUUCUUAAGGAGGGUAAGGAUCCAACCUCCUGUGGUUCUUAUAGGCCGCUGUCUCUGCUUAAUGCAGAUGUAAAGGUGUUGGUGAAAGUAAUGGCAUCUCGUUUAGAGGACAUUAUCCCUUAUAUUAUAUGUGAAGAGCAGAAGGGUUUUAUAAAGGGACGUCAGAUGUUUUUCAAUACCCGUACGCUCUUUAAUAUAAUUUAUUCAAAGCAUUCGGCAGUGCUUCCUGAGAUUGUGAUUUCAUUAGAUGCUGAAAAAAGCAUUUGAUAGGGUUGAGUGGGAGUAUUUGUUUGCAGUCUUGAGGAAGUUCGGAUUUGGGGAUGAGUUUAUUUCUUGGAUUAGCCUCCUUUACUCAACCCCUAAUGCCAGGGUUCAGACAAACGAUCUCGUCAAGGUUGUCCUUUAUCCCCUCUGCUUUUUGCUGUCGCUAUCGUACCUCUGUCUAUCGCAUUAAGAUCUUCUCCCUUGUUUAAAGGAAUAGUUCUAUACGGUGUAGAAUACAAAUUGUCGCUAUAUGCUGAUGAUUUGUUAUUGUAUGUAACCGAUCCUGUUGCCUCUAUGCCAGCUGUCUUGGCUGUUCUGGAAUCCUUCGGUGUUGUCUCUGGUUAUAAAUUAAAUUUGGAUAAAAGCGACUGUUUUCCUGUCAAUACUGCAGCAUUUUCUCUCCAACAGUCAGAUUUACCGUUUCGAUUUAGUCAGUAAGGGUUUAAAUACCUAGGUAUCAACGUGACACGUUCUCUAUCUAAUCUUUCAUCAGCUAACUUCACUCCCCUUAUCUCAAAGGUUAAAUCUAACAUUCAGAUUUGGGUAACUUACCCCUUUCUCUAAUUGUCAGGAUCAAUGUCGUCAAAAUGAAUAUAUUACCGAAGUUUCUUUUCUUGUUCCAGCAAGUGCCUCUUUCUCUGCCAAAAUCAUUCUUCGAUUCAUUGGAUAAGAUAAUUAGUACUUUUAUUUGGGGAGGGAAGCCACCAAGGGUUAGUAAAUUAUUGCAGAAAUGUAGACUUAGUGGAGGACUUGCAUUACCCAUUUUUCAAUUCUAUUACUGGGCUGCGCACAUCCAUAAACUCUGCUACUGGGUUAAAUCUCCUGGAUCUUCUUGGUCUAAAUUGGAACUAUUGUCGUGUAGGGAAUCCUCUUUACCUGCUUUACUUUAUUCCUCUCUACCUACAAAACUCUCCCUAUAUACUGGUAAUCUAGUUGUCCUCAACACUUAUGACUUAGGACUAGUUGUGUAAUAGACGUGCACAGUAGAACUGUCGUGAUUAAUUAAUAAUCUUAUAAUGUGAUUACUUGAUGGCCGUAGACAAAACUCUAUAAAUGUGAAAUGUUUUGUUGAAGUUCAGAUGAAUCUCUGAUGUACAGAAUAUUCAACAGAGUUCUGCAGAAAGAUUUUGAAUGCCUGUCAUUCACCAGAACAAAUUUGCAGUUGAACAGUCUGUCUAAAAGAAAAAAUCUAAACACACAAUAUAAAAUUCCUGCAGUGUGAAUAAAGCCUUUGUGUUGCUUUUAGCAAACAUGUCUAGUACUCUCGGUUCAAUGUACACAAUUUACCCCAUUUAAAUGCAUUUUGGAAAUUGUUCCACAUGGCCUUAAAGUGUGAAUAUUCACUGUAUGCCAAAUAAGUAAUCAAAGAAUGGAACUGAAUUUUUUCUUCUCUAACGGACCAUUAAUCACAAUUAUAAAAGAUGAUGCAUCAGGUACAAAGUAUCAGGGUUUUUUCCCCCUCUUUUUCCCACAAUAGUUGCAUGAUUUUUGCUACACCCUUUCCACCGUGUGUGUGUGUGUGUGUGUGUGUGUGUGUGUGUGUGUGCGCGCGCGCUACAAAUCACUUUGAGGUAAAAAUAUUUUAAGGCAGCCACUUUCACCUUCCUACAACAAUUGGUGACUGGUCUGAGGUGAAGCUUCUUGUCAUGUUACUGUGGUCAUGGAUCACAUUGUGGGGAUCUCUGUAAUGUAACCAUUUCUGUAAUUAUCCUUACCUGCUUUUGUGCUUCUGUGUCUUCUGUUGGUGCUUUAUUCUGCUUUUUAGGGCCCGAGCACCGCUGCUGCAAAGCCCUAUUGGAUCUGCUGUUUAUUAUUGGGGCAGAGCACCGAAGGUGCAGCGCUUCCGGUGACCACCGGAGGGCGCAUGCACCGGAGGUGCAGGGCCCUAUUGAUUUUCUGGUGUUUAUUGUUUAUUUCAUGCAUUCUUCUCGUUUUUAAGGGCCUAAACAUGGCUGAAAACUCCCAAAACUCGGUAGACGCGCCAGCACCAGUGAAAAUGUAACUUGCAUGGGCAUGGUCGAGGAGCUCCCUAGCACCCCUGAAGGCAGGCAAUGAUAUCAGUUAGAUUCAGCUUCGGACACAAGUUCCAGGUACUGAUCGAGAAGGAGUGGAUCAGCUUCGGACACAAGCUGACCUCGCGUGUCGGCCUUGGAGAUGAGAAUCACGCCAACUCGGAACGAUCCCCUCUCUUUGUGCAGUUCAUCGACUGUGUGUGGCAGAUGAUGAGACAGGUCAGCUACUGAUGCUUUACACCACAACACUGUUGAAUUCUCCAAUCUGAUUGGUCAGAAGGCGUUGGAGACAUUUCUGGAACAGCAAGAUUCUGAUUCCAGCUGCAAGGGAAAUUACAGCUUUAUAGUGAUGUGCUCGUUCUCGUUCCUAUAGUAACAGCUCAUUGACAGGGUCUAGUAUGGCGUACGCAAUACAUAUUCUAAGCUUAAUCGUAAACAUAUUAUAAACAUGUCACUUAAAGAAAAAGACGUAUGAUCAUUGUGAUCUAGUUAAGAUUUAUAAGUUAUCUAUUUAUGGAAGUUUUAUGGAAGUAGUCUCCAGUGUCACGGCAGAGAGGACAUUGCACUUUCCAGUUUCUCAGUAACAUUGCAAGUCUUAUUAAUUUCAAGAGUUAGGGGGAAAAAAGAGAGGCUUGUGAGGGAACUAUUGUUUUAUUUUAAUGUUAUAAAGUAAGAGAUCAUAAUGAGAACUAACUCUCUUUUCCAGGACAUUCCAAAUUGUUCUUUGGCUAUGCCCCAUGUUUGUGCAAUGGUUCAGACCGGUUUUUCCUCUUUUCGCAGCUUCAAAAUGGCUUGCUUUUCUCCCAUAGACAGCUCUCUGGUCUUCAUGUCGGUUUAUUCUUUUUAACAACAAAUGCUGUCUCCACAGGUGAAACCCAGGGCUCAAACCAAGAGAAGACAUUCAGAGCUAUUCAUUGUUUAAAGUCCAUUUAACGAGGUACACCUGGCCAGCAAGAAAAAAACAUCAGUCACUCGUUCCAGUAUUUUUGAACAGUUAAUGAAUAGGAUGGCUUAAAAAAAGCUGCCAUAUUUUAAGCUGUGUAACACGUCUAGAUGUAAAUAUGAGGAAAUGAAAGCUGAAAUUCUGAUCUAUCGUCUCAUAUUCGUCUUUUAUCUCAAACCCAAAUGUCUUCAGUAUACAGCAAAAGCAAGUGAAUUGGCCUUGAUGUUCCAAUACUUUUGAAGAGGACUCUAAUUGUAAGAAUUAAAUAUAAUUUCCGUACUGAACAAAAGACUGAUUAUCUGUUCAGGCACUAUUGUGCAGAUCCGCAUUUAAGCAUCUUACUAUACACUGAGUUCAAAGAGCUUUUUCUCAUCCCCAUCCUGGAUCGCCCCUACAGCUGCCUGUUUGGUACAUUCCUCUACAGCAGUGAGCAGGAGAGAAUGGAAAAGGAAGUACAGGGUAAAACAGUCACUGUGGUCCUACGUUAACAGUCAGCCGGAGGACUUCACUAACCCGUUCUAUGUGGACUGUAAAAACCAGGUGCUGUAUCCACUGGCCAGUCUCACACAUCUGGAGCUCUGGGUGGGUUAUUAUGUGCGUUGGAACCCACGCAUGAGACCACAGAUGCCGCUCCAUCAGAAUCUGAGAGAGUUAUUGUUUUUGCGUGAAGAACGUGGAGGAGCUCCAGAGAGAGGCCACGUCAUCCUGCUCCAUCUCCUCAUCCUCAGAGCAUACUUCUCCCUCCUCACAUAGUGGAGGCGGUUCAGCUGGACGGAGAGAUCCUGCAUGCGCUGUGAAGCGAGUGUGCUCUGUGGCGUAUCGGCACCUGGACAAGCACAAGAUCGAGCCGGUGCUCUACAUGAUGGAGUGGUUCAUGUGCGCCUUCUCCAGAACUCUGCCCUGGGCCUCGGCCCUCAGAGUGUGGGACAUGUUCCUGUGUGACGGAGUGAAAAUGAUAUUCUGUGUGGGUUUGGUGGUGUUGACGUCCAUGCUGGGUACUCGGGAUAAGCUCAAGGCCUGUCCGGGUCAGUAUGAGACCAUGGAGGUCCUCAGAGCGAUUGAGCCUAGAUACAUGCAGGAGGGCUUCUUCGUGCUCCAGGUUCUGGAGUUGCAGGUAUCGGCACAGGACGUGGAACGUGAGCAACGCACGCAGCUGAAGCGCUGGAAGAAGAAGCACGGAAAGCCCGGCCCCAAACUCCCUCAGAGAAUGCACAGUGCUCGCACCAUCAUGGCCACCGAGCCUCAUACACACCAAGACCUCCGCCAGAAACCCACCAUUAUGGUCCAGUACCCAUCGGCCCCUGAGGAGAAGUCCGAGCCGAACCUCAGGAAGAAGAGAGGGAGCCUGAAGAAAAACCAAGCCCUCAUUCCGAACCCCUACGCUCUACCUGGCGAGUCUAAACCUAGUCAGAUAUUGGACAUGCAGCUUCUGAACCAGGAAAAUCUCAAUCUUGUACUUCCAAAUACACCAUCACAUCCACCACGGCUCCCUACAAUGCAGGAAAAUCAGGUCAAAGAGACGAGCACUUCUACAGAGCGACUCGUGCAGCGUCCUCGAAUUCCUCCAUCGAUAAGAAACUGGCGGAAUCUAUCCCUCUGCAACAUCUAUCCCUCCUUACUGCUCCUGUACACGGAUCACCUUCAGCGUAGCGUCCUCACCUGCUGAAAUGUGCUCCUGUCCAAUCCGGACAACCUGACCAUGAUGAGCUCCCUAAUAAUACAUAAAACUCAGCCACCAUUUUGGAUCCAUCUACACACUCAAGCCCUCUGCUAACGCACCUGCCACCCACGACUCGCCUGCUGCUCCCAAGUACAAAAAGAACACUCAUUGAUUUUUUUUUUUUUGUUGUGCGUGUUAAACAGUGUGAUACGUUGAGGAAUUGAUUAUUGGCACACGUCUACUGAAUAGCAAGGAUCGUUAAGUCUUUAACGUGUGUAAACUAUACUUGUUAUAAACUAUACGUGUUAUAGUUUACACCGGAGGAACUGCAAACAAUCUGAGAGAGGACCACACUUGGUCCAAAAAUGUACACACACUCCACAAAAACUCUGCAGUGCCUGAGGAGUGUUUACUCGCUCCAGUCUUCAGAAGGGAAACUACCUACAGAUUCACUUUUGAAAGACUUUCACAGGCAUCACAAACAUUUGUUUAUAUUACACUCGUAUCAAUUUGGCAGGUUUUUUUCUUCUUAAUCCGAAGCAACCACCACUUCUUUGUGUUUGUAUUUCACAAAUUUCCUUACCACAUCUUACAAGAGCUGCACGACAAUCACAACAAUCCUGUACAAUAGGCACAGCCUUUUCAUUAACACAAUCUCAGUGAAAUAUCCUCUGUCUGUAUACUUUACACGCAAACAAAACAACUCAAGCUGAGAACUUUAUUGCUGAUUCACGUUAUACCACACCGCCUUCUAAUAUAGAUCUGAUCUAUAUUAUAUAUACGUGUACCUUAGAUAAUGCCUCUCUGAACGCCAUGGUGGGACGUUCCCGAGUUGAAGUACUGUACAAGUCCUAAGCAUUAGAUCACCCCAAUUACUCUUGUAUACUCUUUCCAUACCAUCGUGAUCUUUGCCUGACGAAGCCAUACACAAAUCAUAAUUGACAUUUGGGGCCUAAUUCUAAAAUCACCACAUACCAAAUGCACAACCAUUUUGUCUUGCUGCCAUCACAAAAUAAUAAUGUUUAAACCUUAAGUAACAGAGUCACAGAGGGUGUAUAUAUUUUUCCACACUACAUGAAGUUUUGGGAUCCUUAUAGACUGUGGAACAGAAGUGUACUCAGUGUGUCUCCACCGUUUUAUUUCAUAUUGGAGUACAACCAUUUUUCUUUUUUACCAUUAAGGAUGAAACACUUGUUUCUUUUAAAACACCGUCUUUAAAUGUUUUUCUACCUCCUAACUAAACCCUCGGACUUAAGACACGAUCUUUGGAGCUGUUGACGCCCUGCUCAGGGUUAAACAACAACGUCUUUACAUUACCUUCAUUAAUAAUUUGUCAAUCUAUCCUCUUGGUUUUUUUAUUUAUUUUUUGGAGCAAAAGUCAGGUCCUCUCUCAUUUCAACAGGUCCUCUUGUUGGUGAAUACACAGCAAUCUUCUAAGGGUAUUAGCAUUUCUCGGAGCAGACAUUGUAA